Scophthalmus maximus (turbot) is the source of this 1235-nucleotide messenger RNA. RefSeq names its product microfibril-associated glycoprotein 4-like. NCBI's taxonomy places the organism in Eukaryota, Metazoa, Chordata, Actinopteri, Pleuronectiformes, Scophthalmidae. The transcript has 5 exons. Gene Ontology annotation, biological process: elastic fiber assembly. Bases 1 to 522 code for a protein of 173 amino acids. The record is from RefSeq and is a predicted model, not a curated record.
AUGAUGAUGAUGAUGAUGAUGAACCUGCAGAUCAUCACACGACGUUUCCACAGAAAUCUGAAGAUGAGGGUGAUAUCAGUCAUCCUCCUCCUCUGGGCUCCAGUGUUCAUCAGCUGUAACCAGCCACUGGACUGCAGUGAGGUCCAGAAACGGAACCUGUCCUCCGUCAGUGGAGUGUACACCAUCUAUCCAGCUGGAGGCAGGUCUGGUGUCCAGGAUGAUGAGAAGGGAGUCUGGAUGUUGUCUGUCCAUACUGUAGACGCCUUGAGCGUACACAACGGUAUGAAGUUCUCCACCUUGGACAGAGACCAGGACCAAUCAACUGGCCACUGUGCCAGGAUGUACCUUGGGGCGUUCUGGUACAAUAAUUGUCAUUAUACAAACCCUAAUGGGGUUUAUCGUUGGGGGGCGGAUGGCACACUCUAUGCUGUUGGAAUGUCUUGGCAUCAGUGGAAGGGUCAUGACUAUUCUCUGAAGUCCUUCAGCAUGAUGAUCCGUCCUGCACCACAACCUAUUGUGUAAUAAUUGUCCAGGACCAGCGUACAGCAGAAGAUCAGAUGUUGAUCUCUCUCUUGUGAUUUCUUUCUCUUUCAUUAAUCAUCUCAUCUCACAAAGAUCUUUCUUUUCCUCAAAGCUAACAAACACAAUCCACCAGGUCAAAAAAACAACAACUCAAUUCUUCAGUUUUGUUUCAGUGUGGUGGAACAGAGGGGGAACAUACAGAAUCCUUAUUGGUUGGGAUACGGUCACCUUCAGUAAUAACCAAUCACAUGAGCUCCUCUCAUCCAGUUAAAAGGCAGCAGACAGUUUAAUGAACCAGUAGAUUUAUAAGCUGUAAAAACUAACUAGCUAAUGUAACGUUAGGAUCCGUCUCCACAUCACGCAAGAACAGAACUGGAACCACCAGAGUCUGAGUGACUAUAAAACGUGGAUCCCAACCCGUGUGGGUCCUGGGUCCUUGAGUUUGUUCGACCUCCAAGAGUCUAUAGACUUCACACGUUUAUUAGAGAAACACUUUGUCAGUUUAGUUGAACAACAGCGACCUCUCAAUCUCUGGUGACGUCGCUCUCUAAACACAAGGUCAAUCCUUUUCCAAAGUCGACCAAAGAUUAGUUUGUUAGUGACAUGUUACAGUUACUGUGUGUAACUGGUUUCAACUGGUUUGGUGGAGGUUUGAACCCUGAUGUCAAAUCAUCAUCUGCUGUACAUGCAUAAUAUAUACUGAAGCAAAAGUG